GCGUAAUUUGCCUUGACCAUCGGCGACCAACCACCAACAAUCCACAUUUGGCCAUCGCCUGACAACUCGUGCGCACCCUCCUGACUCGUUUGCCAUCGGUCAGUCGGUCCUGUGGGCUCGCGGGUGCGCGGCGAGAGGGUCAAGGGCAACAGAAAAAACAAUGCUGGUCUCACGCCUGAUAUCAGCAGCAGCAGCAGCAGCUCGAGCUCGAGCUGGAGCUCGGCCGGGGCUCCGACGCGCCCUGAGGAGGCCGGCCGUAUCAACACCCCACCCGGCCGGGGCAAGGCGCUCAUACAACACCGCCGGUGGCUACGACUACUCGCAGAACCCCGUCCCUCUGAUCCGGCCGGUCAUCUGGGCAGCCACCGCCGUGGGGACCAUCUACUUCACGUGUGCCGCCUAUGAUGUGUGGCAGGACAUCAAGUCGUUCAGGGAGGAGGACCGCCGCGGGCUCACUUUUGACCAGCUCGAGACGGAGCACGCCAGGCGGUGGAGGCGCAGGACCGUGUCGGAAAACAUCUUCACGCCGGGGCCCAUCGCGGCCGGGUCGCCGAGCAGCGUGUGGGACAAUCUGAGCGGCCCGUCAAAGAUAAUGGCAGGCAUGACGUUGGUGAACGCCGGCUUCGUGGGUCUCUCCAAGGCGCCCUCGACAGCCGCCCAGGGGUGGUGGGCUAGUCUUGGGCACACGCCAGCCUUGCCCUGGUACAGCAACUCACAGCUCUUCACGUCCAUGUUUGCGCACAGUGGCGUGUUUCAUCUCGCAUUGAACAUGAUGGCCCUUCUCAACUUCGGACCUUCGAUGGCAGCCGGCCCGCCAAUCUCGGGGUCAGGUAGCCACUUUCUCGCCUUCUACCUCUCAACCGGCGUGGUUUCUUCUCUGGGUGCCCAGGUCGCCGCCCUGGUGUUCAAGCAGUCGAGGUACUCCUUCGGCAUCGGUGCGUCCGGGGCUGUCCUGGGCGUGUUUUCCGCAUGGGCCAUGAACCACCCAGACGCCACGGUCCGCGUCUUCCCGAUCCCCAUCUCGUUCAGCGCGAGAAGCCUGAUCGAGUUCGACGUCGUUUUCGAAGUCCUCGGCGUGUUGGGUGUCUGGCGGGCCCUGCGUCUCCCCAUUCAAUUUGGCCACAGCGUACAUCUUGUUGGACUCGGCGUCGGGGCUGCGUAUGUGACAUAUGAUAAGAAGGCACAGGUAUGGGCCACGUCGAGAAGGGCGGCGUUCAGGUCCAUGAAGGUUGUCGGCCUUGUUUGAGACGGUCACGUUAUCACAACAAGGUGAACACAUUUAUGUCUUGCCGGGCAUUUUUUCGCUGAAGCGAUCAUCCUCCCCGGGUAAGCUCCCCAUCUGCACCUGUCACCUCAUCGAUCUGGGAAGCCAAACCCGUUUGGAUCAGGCACCAAUCGAAGUGUCACAAUACACUCAAAGCGCGCUCUAUUACCGGAGCAGUGGUAGCGGAGCAUCAUCACACUGUGCCAUGAAAUCAGCGAAGUGUUAUGGCACUUGGGCAACGGCCCAUCUAUGUCUAUUGCCUCUAGCAUAAUACUACAUCAACCAAAACGCCGAAAAUCACGCUCUCGGUAACAAUCCGAUGCUACAUAUCCACCUUAACACGUCGGCUGGAAGCUCUGCGCAACGCAGACCUUCCCGUCAGGCUGCGUGGCCGUCUUGGUCGCCUCUCCACCCCCACUAGUAGCCUGCCAGAUCGUGCAGGCUUGGCCCUCAGCCUGGCAGGAAUCAAUGAUAGUGCACUUAUCCCCAAAGUUCGCAUUCACACCACACAGCUCCCCGCCGUUGACGGCCUUGACGCCCUCGACGAUGAUCUCCCUCGGCCCGCCAUUGUUCGGGCAGUUGCCACAGCUCCGCGAGAGCUUCCCAUAGUUCUCAGCGUAGAAGUUGGAGAUGUGCACCGUGCCGCGGCCGUCGAACUGCACGAUCUUGUCAUGGGCGCCGAACGCGCCCCCGCCGUUGAUGUAGCUGGUGCCCGCCGUCUGCAGGAACGUGAAGGCGUCCUCGCAGACGCUCGCGAACCACACGUUGUUGAGCGUGCACGUCCCCUGGCAGUGCACGCCCUCCGCCUGCCCCUUCCCGAUGAUCACGUUGGACAGCGUCCCCCCGUCGGCCACGAUGAACAUGGCCGCGUCCUCGUUCGUCUCGACGCCCGGCAUGCACACGCUCGGCGACCGCUCGUACGUCUUCAUGCCGCCGUCGAACUGGGACGGCACAGGGAUCGCGGCUGCCUCCACCACGGUCCCGGCCGAGGCGGGCAGUUUGCUCGAGAGCGCGGCGGCGGCUCUGCUGGUUCCUGUGCCGCCGCUGGUUCCCGUGAGACUGACGCUUGCCUUGCCGCCGC
Molecule: messenger RNA, 2345 nt
Organism: Diaporthe batatas
Lineage: Eukaryota; Fungi; Ascomycota; Sordariomycetes; Diaporthales; Diaporthaceae
Exons: 2
Coding region: 161-1246 (361 amino acids)
Cellular component (GO): membrane
Molecular function (GO): serine-type endopeptidase activity
Source: RefSeq, a predicted model, not a curated record